Molecule: messenger RNA, 1473 nt
Organism: Adineta ricciae
Lineage: Eukaryota; Metazoa; Rotifera; Eurotatoria; Adinetida; Adinetidae
Source: the annotation of a GenBank genome assembly
AUGUAUAAGUUGUACCUUGUUCUCUUCAUUAUCUGCUUAUGGUAUCCAAAAGUCAUCGAUGGCAAACGUCGAGCAACAUCUCAAUCACAACAUAACUUAGGCGAUUUUUGUAUGCCGGGAACAUGCGCAAGUUUGAAUUCGAAUUGUAAGCGCAUUGGUGGAAAUGCUUUCCGAUGUGUGUGUAAGGAGCAGUAUAUGGCAAUAAAUAAAACACAUUGUGUGAGAGUUAUCAAUGCAUCUGUUGAUGAAGCCUGUGCAUCUUGCAUCAAACGAAAUGGAAUUUGUUUGGAUGAGAAUGCUGAUGAUCGAAUGGAACAAUGCUUUUGUCCAACAGAUAAUGAUUUAUGUAAUGAACGGCCAUCGACAACGACAACAACAUAUUUCGUCCCAAUGACGCAACCUUUAAGAAAGAAUAUUGCAGCACUGACACCAUCUGCAACGGGACGCGUUUCCAAACAAGGUGAUCUUCUGCUUGGUCUGUACGAUAUUAAUCAACAGCGAUUAGUUGACAAUGGUGGUUCGGUGUCUAUCGGCGAUCGAUUAUUUAUUGAAAUCAAAUAUCGCAUCGCCGAUCAAAACCGUGCCGAUCAUCAGAUCAUCGCAGAGAAUUGUUCGAUUGCUUCGAGUGUUUCCGACAAUGAAGUGAAAUUAGAGAAAGUUCAACUAUUAACCAAUCGCUGUCCAUCGUUAGAUUCACGUUUGUCCAUACGCUUUCAACGCAUCGAUCCCUAUCAUAUCAAGAGUACUAUCUUUCAAAUCAAUAAGUUUCAAACAACAUCGGUUGUUUAUCUACAUUGUUCGGUGGCGAUUUGUUUCGGACAAAUCGAAAAAUGUCUCGAACGUCUAUGUCCAGAAUCCCGACGGUCGUCUUCACAAAAAUUUCAGAAUUCAUCAUCGAUCAAUUCCGCGCCCUUCGACUAUGUCGAUGAAGAUAGUGCUAGUGUUGUCGCUUUGAAACGACGGCAAGUUCGUCGAAACAUGAACAGUAACGACGACCAGCAAAACAAACUCUCGCGAUUAAUCACCGACCUAACAAAAUCGUACGAUUCAAAUUAUGAUCAUUUCGAAAUUCGACAGUUACAACAGCAAUUCUCCAUUGAAGCACCGCUGCCUCAGACAGCAAAUAAGCAUAAAACACCUUAUGAAACCUUGUACGGUCGAACAUCAUUAGCAAGUCAAGGUGCUGUGGAACGGUCGACAGUGAUUGCGGCUAUAUCGAUCAUAUUUAUCAUAGGAAUCUCCAUUUCGUUAUUUAUUAUCUACCGCACAUGUUACGUUGAAUAUGUCCAAAAAAUCUAUGGUUCAGCAUCAUUCGGUGGAUUUGUCAACGGUCCGGAGUCGAUCUAUGGCGGAUUGAGAAGCACCUCACAAGUGUGUCGCUAUGACAUGGGACGUCGAUCUGGACAACGGUUUGAUGAGAGUUUCUUUGUUAGUAAUGUUGAACCGUUGGGAGCUUAUCGAAGACAAUAUUAA